This is a messenger RNA of Epinephelus moara (kelp grouper), 2933 nucleotides long. RefSeq names its product nucleolin (gene nucleolin). The transcript is spliced from 16 exons. Gene Ontology annotation, molecular function: mRNA binding. The record is from RefSeq and is a predicted model, not a curated record. Lineage: Eukaryota; Metazoa; Chordata; Actinopteri; Perciformes; Serranidae. Bases 141 to 2225 code for a protein of 694 amino acids. Gene Ontology annotation, cellular component: cytosol.
CGAGCGCGGCUUCCACUUAUCUGUCUUUCCUGUCCAAUGUCCCACCGAGUAGGCAGAGGCACGUGUUUGUGUUAGCUAUUUCGUUAGUUGUUUCCUAAACGUCCAGUUCGUUGUGUUUCACAGAAACACACAGCAGCACCAUGGUGAAGUUAGCAAAGGCAGCAAACAAGCAAGUAACUCAAAAGAAAAAAGCCCCUCCACCCCCCAAAGAAGUGGAGGAGGAAUCCAGUGAAGAGGACAGCAGUGAUGAGGAAGAGGAGGCUCCCCCACCCAAAGUGGUAAAGAAAGCCACACCAGCAAAAGCAGCCCCAGUUAAGAAUGGUGCUGCCGCCAAGAAAGCAGACAGUGAAGAUGAAGACGAUGAUGAUUCUGAGGAGGAGUCUGAAGAGGAGGCUCCCCCACCAAAAAAGACCCCCGCAAAGGCUAAAGCUACACCAGCCAAGGCUGCUCCCGCAAAGGCAGAGGAGUCAGAUGAUGAUGACGAUGAUGAUGAUGAGUCUGAAGAAGAGGCCCCACCACCCAAGAAGGCAGCUAAACCUGCUGCCAAGGCCCCAGUGAAGGCUAAACCUGCAAAGGAGGCCUCUGAUGAAGACGAUGAUGAUGAUGAAGAAGAUGACUCAGAAGAAGAGGCUCCACCUCCCAAGAAGGCUGCUGCUAAGGCUGCUCCUGCUAAACCAGCUGCCAAAAAGGCUGCCAAAGAGGAGUCUGACGACGACGACGAUGAUGAUGAUGAUGACUCUGAGGAGGAGAUGGACACCACUCCUGCGCCAGCAAAGGCAAAGAAAGCAGGCAUGGUCAAGGCCAAGGAAGAGUCUGAAGAGGAGGACGACGAUGAUGAUGACGAUGAAGAUGACGACGAUGAGGAGGAAGAUGAAGUCCCAGUUACUCCUGCAAAGAGGAAGGCAGAAGGCAAGAAGGACACACCACCUGCCAAGAAAGCAAAAUCAGAUGGUGAAGGGUUCUGUCUGUUUGUUGGAAACUUGAACGCCAACAAAGACUUUGAAGAAAUCAAAGAAGCCCUGAGGAAAUUCUUCUCAAAGAACAGUCUUGAGGUUUCUGAUGUCCGGCUGGGUGGUUCCAAGAGAUUUGGUUAUGUGGACUUUGCAUCUGAAGAGGACAUGCAGAAGGCACUGGAGCUCAAUGGCAAGAAGGUCAUGGGUCAGGAGCUGAAGUUGGACAAGGCCCGAAGCAAAGACAGCUCACAGGAGGGCAAGAAAGAGAGGGAUGCACGGACACUCUUUGUGAAGAACCUUCCGUUUUCUGCAACAGCAGAUGACCUGAAAGAAAUCUUUGAAGAUGCAGUUGACGUCAGGGUACCUCUUGGCCAGAACGGUUCAAACAGAGGCAUUGCCUAUAUCGAGUUCAAAACUGAGGCUGAAGCAGAUAAGAUGCUGGAGGAGGCUCAGGGAGCUGAUGUACAGGGCAGGUCCAUCAUGGUUGACUACGUUGGUGACAAGAGCCAAAAAGGGGCUAUGGGAGGAGGAGGAGCAGGAGCAGCCUGUAAAACACUGGUGGUGAAUAAUCUCGCCUUCAGUGCCACAGAGGACGCCCUGCAAUCCACAUUCGAGAAAGCUGUCUCCAUCAGGAUUCCACAGAGAGACGGCAGACCUAAAGGUUUUGCUUUUGUAGAGUUUGAGAGCACAGAGGAUGCUAAGGAUGCUUUGGAAAACCUCAACAACACAGAAAUUGAAGGCCGGUCAAUCCGACUGGAGUACAGCCAGAACAGUGGCAGAGAUGGUGGCAGGGGAAACUCGGGUCCAACAAAAACCCUCUUUGUCAAGGGUCUCUCUGAGGACACAACAGACCAGACACUCAAGGAUGCAUUCGAGGGUGCCUCAGCAGCCAGGAUAGUUACAGACAGAGAAACAGGGUCAUCAAAAGGCUUUGGCUUUGUGGACUUCCACAGCGAGGAAGACUGCAAGGCCGCCAAGGAGGCCAUGGAAGAUGGUGAGAUCGAUGGCAGCAAGGUGACCCUGGACUACGCCAAGCCCAAGGGUGACGGCGGCUUCCGCGGAGGCCGAGGUGGUGGUGGAUUUGGCGGCCGUGGUGGUGGCCGUGGAGGUCGCGGCGGUUUCGGAGGUGGCUUCGGCGGUCGGGGUGGCGGCGGCGGCAGGGGAAGAGGAGGCCCCCGUGGAGGAGGACGUGGCCGUGGUGGCUUUGGAGGUGGAAGAGGUGGCGGCGGAUUCGGCAAACCCCAGGGGAAGAAAAUCAAGUUUGAUGACUAAACCCUUAGUCUAUUUUACUUUUUGAAUGGACUCUGGUUUCAUCAGUUUUCAGAGCUUUUGGACAUUCCAGAAAGCGUCAUUGAUAUAUAUUUAACUGUUAAUGGGCAUUUUAGCCCUUUAUUUAGACCCCCUCAAUCCUUCCCCCACCCUUCUGUGCCAGAAUGGAACUUUUGACCUUCUCAGCUCAAGUGCUUUGUGCGAGUACUGAAUGUCCCAAACGCAAACCUGCACCUCUCGCCCUCAUUAGCUAACUUGCUUUUCCGAAGGAGUUAAAUGGAACGGGUCUGGCAAACAAGUUUGCUGUGAAAAAUACGUUUGUCCUUGUCAGAUACAUUGUGUAAAUUUAAACAGUUUGUAUGAUUUCAUUUUACCUUUUGUAAAAAAACAAAAAAAUACACUUGUAUCCAUGUUUGUUUUUAUUUUGUUGGUCAUUUAGUUUGCUUUAGGUGCCACGUUUUACUGUAAUGUGCAAAGCAUAUUUUCAUAGAAGAUUUGAGUCAGUGCUCAGGAGUCGGGUGUUAAGAUAAUGGCAAAUGUGUUUUUUGUCAUGUUUUUGGUGGGGCGCAGUCAGUGUCUGAGUCAGAGGAUAAAAGACCUCUUAUCUAUGUAACAUAAAAUAUUUGUAGUGCAUUGACUAAUUUUUUCCCAUCUGAGAAUCUUAAGAUUUUCACGUGAUUAAAUAAAACCUUGUAGGUGGUGAUUUUUAAA